AUGGCCGAAAUCGAAGAGGCAGACCCUGCACUUCAAAAGAAUGAUGAAAUUACUGAUUCAAAUGGCUCCAUACCCGAGGAAAAUGUGACUAAAGCAGCAACUGUAUCACCAGCUCUAGUAAAGCAGCUCCGUGAGGAAACGGGAGCAGGAAUGAUGGAUUGCAAGACAGCACUCUCGGAGACUGGAGGGGACAUUGUUAAAGCCCAGGAGUUUCUUCGCAAGAAAGGCUUGGCAAGCGCGGAAAAAAAGGCCAGUCGAGCCUCAGCUGAAGGAAGAAUAGAGGUUAACUGCGACACGGAUUUUGUCUCACAGGGUGACAUUUUUAAGGAGCUUGUAGAUGAUCUUGCCAUUUUAUUCCAAAUGAACAUUCAAAUUCUUACCAUAAUUCAGAGUUAG
This is a messenger RNA of Hibiscus syriacus, 396 nucleotides long. Its product is annotated as elongation factor Ts-like. Gene Ontology annotation, molecular function: translation elongation factor activity; protein binding. Gene Ontology annotation, biological process: mitochondrial translational elongation. The record is from RefSeq and is a predicted model, not a curated record. Bases 1 to 396 code for a protein of 131 amino acids. Lineage: Eukaryota; Viridiplantae; Streptophyta; Magnoliopsida; Malvales; Malvaceae. The transcript is spliced from 3 exons. Gene Ontology annotation, cellular component: mitochondrial matrix.